AUGGCUCGCAAGAUCUCCCGCACGUCAUCGGAGAUGCCACCUAUCUUCAUCCCCGAAACCCCUCCUGUACCAUUCUACCGAACACGCACUGCUGGCGACAUCGUCAUUCGCUCGUCUGACCGCGUCGACUUCCGCCUCCACAAGGACGCCCUGGCAGCUGCCUCCCCUUCCUUUGCCACCCGCUUCGCCCCCCAGCAACCCGACCCGACAACAGACGCGCCCCCCUCCCCAGAUGCCACAGGGCCCAUCGUCACCUCCGAGUCCGCAGCGGUCUGGGAGCUCCUCAUCCCCAUCCUCUACUCCCGCACCCUCCCCUUCCCCUUCCUCGCCCGCCUCGCCGCCGGCGCGAGCUCCACCGACCUCGACGCCCUCCGCGCGCUCCUCGACGCCGGGCGCACCUACCAGUGCGCGGACGCCGUCGGCACGUGCGUCUCCAACGCCCUCCUCCUUACCCGCACGACUAUCGACCGCAGCCCGGUCGGGGUCUACGCGCUCGCGCGCGCGUUCGAGCUCCCCGCCCUCACGCACGCCGCCGCCCGCGCGUCCCUCCGCGAGCGCAUGUACCUGUCCGGGGACCCCCGCCUGAAGCUCAUCUCGGGCGAAGACUACCACCGCCUGCUCGACUACCGCCGGCGGUGCGCGGACGCCGCGCGCGCGCGCGUCUGCGGCCACGCGUACGGCGUGUACGACGACGAGCACCUCCCGCACGGCGCGCGGCGGCUCCCCGGCGGCAGCCUCCACUUCCUCGACGCGUCGCAGCCCGCGAGCGCCGCGUUCCGCGACGCGGUCCGCCGCGCGGGCGCGGGCACGAGAGGCACGAGCAAGUACGGCCUGGACGACCCCGUGACCAAGUUCGUGAGCGUGAGCGGCGUGCAGCUCCACCCGCGGUGGUCCGCGUUCCUCGACCGCCUCCACGGCGAGCUCAAGUUCGACCCGGACGACGAGCUCGCGCGCGCGCCCGGGCUCGAGCGCGAGCUGCUCGGCCACCUCCUCGCCGACGCCUGCAGCGCGCGCGAGUCCGGGUACGGCGGGGCGGCGGCGCCGGAGCUCGCCGAGCUCUUCGUCGCCGCGCUGCACGGCAGCCUCAAGGCGGCGAUCGACGCGCCCUCCUUUGGUGCCGCAGAGCCUUCCUCCAACGCUGGCGGGCCUUAUUUCAAGGCCGCCGAGCCCUCCUUAUUCUUCCGCGCCGAUGCCACAGGGCCCAAUGAUGACGCGAGAACCCCCCACGGCGCCUGUAUCGGUCCCUCGUCAUCGUACGUCGCGACUCAGUCGCGCAGCCUAGUUCGAGGGAACUCGUCGUUCGGUGCACGUGUCUGA
Messenger RNA from Epithele typhae, 1317 nucleotides. RefSeq lists its product as uncharacterized. Gene Ontology annotation, molecular function: protein binding. The record is from RefSeq and is a predicted model, not a curated record. The transcript is spliced from 3 exons. NCBI's taxonomy places the organism in Eukaryota, Fungi, Basidiomycota, Agaricomycetes, Polyporales, Epitheliaceae. Bases 1 to 1317 code for a protein of 438 amino acids.